Etheostoma spectabile (orangethroat darter) is the source of this 1185-nucleotide messenger RNA. RefSeq names its product peptidylprolyl isomerase (cyclophilin)-like 3 (gene ppil3). Gene Ontology annotation, cellular component: catalytic step 2 spliceosome. NCBI's taxonomy places the organism in Eukaryota, Metazoa, Chordata, Actinopteri, Perciformes, Percidae. The record is from RefSeq and is a predicted model, not a curated record. Gene Ontology annotation, molecular function: peptidyl-prolyl cis-trans isomerase activity. Gene Ontology annotation, biological process: protein peptidyl-prolyl isomerization; protein folding. The transcript has 7 exons. The coding region runs from base 36 to 638 and encodes 200 amino acids.
AUCAUAUCAAUAUAUAUACAGUCUAUGAUUUUGCCAUGUGUGUGCCCUUUUUAAGUGACCGUAAAAUUCUUACGGAACCAUUCGUUGCUGUCCUACUGUACCUACACGGGCGUGUUUCUCCGACACACUUGUUCAGAGACGCAGCGUUUGAAAUGGCUGUUACCCUUCACACUGAACUAGGAGAGAUUAAAAUUGAAUUGUUUUGUGAACGGGCCCCGAAAUCAUGCGAGAACUUUCUUGCUUUGUGUGCCAGUGGGUUCUACAACGGCUGUGUCUUUCACCGCAAUAUUAAAGGUUUCAUGGUUCAAACUGGAGAUCCUACAGGCACAGGUAAAGGAGGAACAAGUAUAUGGGGCCGCAAAUUUGAAGAUGAGUACAGUGAACAUCUAAAACAUAAUGUAAGAGGAGUGGUCUCAAUGGCAAACAAUGGCCCAAACACAAAUGGCUCCCAGUUUUUCUUCACAUACGCCAAACAGCCCCAUCUAGACAUGAAGUACACAGUGUUUGGAAAGAUUAUAGAUGGCCUGGAAACACUGGAUGAACUGGAGAAACUGCCUGUCAAUGAAAAGACGUUCCGACCACUGACUGAAACCCGGAUAAAGGAUGUGACCAUUCAUGCAAACCCUUUUGCUGGAUAGACGGCUUCCUCUUCAAAUGUGCAGACAGGCCUUUAACACAAAACUUGGACUGUGAUAUUUCCAAUAUUCCUAUUGAUACAGUGUAAUUUACCUUGCCAAAGUUAAAAUGGAUAACUUGUCGGAGGCUAGAAAGGCAACAUUGAACAGGACACUGACUCUGAAACCUCAUGUUUUUUUUAUCAGCAUUUUCUGAAAGUAAUGAUCCAGAAUUUGAAUGUAGCUUGGGGGGAAAAAUACUAGUUUAAAGAAGUCAACAUCUUAGUCUCAGUCCACAGAGUAAAAAGUUUCAGGGGUAUGCUUUCUCCAAUUUCUAGCUAGGUAUGAUAAUGAUUUUUAAGACAUGUUUUGCAUCCCCUUUAGACUCAUCUCGAUGUGACAAAACCCUUGUGAAUGAAGAAUCAUAGGCUAUUCUUCUCUGUUUCUUUACAUUCACAAUCCAGUCCAAGAAAAACUUUCUACGGCACUGCAAUACAUAUUCUGAUCUUUUAUUUUUCUUCUUGAUAGGCUAUGUAAAUAAAUUGUCAGUUUUGUAUUAAAUAAAAAAUUU